Sporothrix brasiliensis 5110 is the source of this 1497-nucleotide messenger RNA. RefSeq lists its product as uncharacterized. The transcript has 3 exons. Gene Ontology annotation, molecular function: carboxylic acid transmembrane transporter activity. Bases 1 to 1497 code for a protein of 498 amino acids. The record is from RefSeq and is a predicted model, not a curated record. Gene Ontology annotation, cellular component: plasma membrane. Gene Ontology annotation, biological process: transmembrane transport; carboxylic acid transport. Lineage: Eukaryota; Fungi; Ascomycota; Sordariomycetes; Ophiostomatales; Ophiostomataceae.
AUGUCGUUCCUCAACCGCCUCACGGUUGCCGGUCGGCAGCACGAGCGGGAGCAGGCCGAGAACGUCGUCGAAGAAGUCAACGCCGAGAACAACCUGCCGCCCAUCGACCAGAAGCAGCCUCUUAUUACGCUGCCCGUCGUCGCCUGCGGUGCCGGUCUCUUCUCGGACGGCUACAUCAACAACGUCAUUGGCUCCGUCUCCACCAUCCUGGCCCUCCAGUACGGCGACACCUGGUCCAAGUCUCGGUCCAAGAGCGUUGUCAGUGCCAUCGUCUUUGCUGGCACCGUCGUCGGCCAGCUGUUCUUUGGUUUCCUCGCUGACCGCUGGUCGCGUACCAACGCGCUGCUUGCGUCUACCGUCAUCCUCUUCGUCUUCACGGCUCUGGCCGCCGGCUCAUACUACCAUGGUGACACCAUUGGCAUGUUCAACAUCCUGGCUGCGUGGCGUUUCUUCGUCGGUAUCGGCAUUGGCGGCGAGUACCCUGCGGGCUCUGUGGGCUGUGCCGAGUCGACGGGCGAGGUCCGCAAGGGCUGGCGCCAUUUUAUCUUCAUCCUCCUUGUCACAGACGUCGUCGCGGCCGCCUGCCAUAAUGAACACCUCAGCACCCAAUGGCGCGUGUCGCUCGGCAUCGGUGCCGUCUUUCCCCUCGUCCUUUUCGUCCUUCGUCUUUUUGUCAAGGAGAACGAGGAGUUCAACCGCAACUCUAUGAAGGGCGCCCGCACUCCGUACUGGCUGGUUCUCAAGUUCUACGGCCCCCGUCUGAUCGUUGUUAGCCUGAUCUGGUUCAUUUACGACUUCCUGACCUACGCCUUUGGCAUUUACUCGUCCACCAUCCUGGCCAACAUAUUCUCCUCCGACGCGCCCCUGACCACCAUCUUCGGCUGGAACGUCGUCAUCAACCUGUUCUACAUGCCCGGCUCGCUCCUCGGUGCCAAGGCCAGUGACUGGCUCGGCCCCCGCUGGUGCCUGAUCACGGGGGUGCUGCUGCAGGCCAUUGUCGGUUUCAUCAUGGCCGGCGACUAUGUCAACCUCUCCCAGCCGCACAUGGUCGGGGCGUUUGCCACCGUCUACGGCAUUUUCCUGUCGCUCGGCGAGUUCGGCCCCGGUGACAACAUUGGUCUUCUGGCUGCGAAGACCUGCGCGACCGGUGUGCGCGGCCAGUACUACGGCAUUGCCGCCGCCGUUGGCAAGAUCGGCGCCUUUGUCGGCACCUACGUCUACCCCUACAUUGAGGCCGCCGGUGGCGACGACGCCAACGCCACGGCGCAGUACCCCUUUUAUGUCAGCUCCAGCUUGUCGGUUCUGUCGGCGCUCUUGGCCUUCUUCCUGCUGCCCAACGUCGGCCAGGACACAAUCCAGUACGAGGACGCGCGCUUCCGCCGCUACCUGGAGGCCAACGGCUGGGACACCUCCCAGCUCGGUGUGCGCAAGGCGGAUUCUCUGGAGCACGUCGAGGACGGUGGCACCGUCACGGAGACCAAGGCGACGUCGCAGUAA